AUGAACAUGUUGGACGUAAAAGACGACAGCUUUCACGUCACACGUGAAGGCUACUCCCAUCCGAGUGACUCAGAGUGGGAGGCAUCCGGCCGCAUGAGUGUGCUCAUGGGCGAAACCGCCAUCAGUGGUAUGUUGGAGUCUCUUAGCAGAGACCAGUCAAAUGCAGCUAUCAACAAUAUCCUUCAAGGUGAACUUGCCGUCAAACAACAGAAGAUAGCCUUGCUACAGCAGCAAGGCUCUCAUCAGUCGAUGGGCGGACCGACGCACAUGCGUCGACCCGAAACCUCGAAGAUGGAUUUCUCAAGGUACAAGGGAACCGAUGAAGAUUCCUUUUUGAGAUGGUUCGUCGAGUUAGACGAUGCCAUCAGGGCCCGUCACAUCGAGGGUGACGAGAUGCAAGUCACCUUCGCCAUGUCAAAUUUGACGGGACGAGCAAAGACGUGA
Molecule: messenger RNA, 444 nt
Organism: Peronospora matthiolae
Lineage: Eukaryota; Oomycota; Peronosporomycetes; Peronosporales; Peronosporaceae
Source: the annotation of a GenBank genome assembly